This is a messenger RNA of Numida meleagris (helmeted guineafowl), 4594 nucleotides long. RefSeq names its product ankyrin repeat and SOCS box containing 2 (gene ASB2). Lineage: Eukaryota; Metazoa; Chordata; Aves; Galliformes; Numididae. Gene Ontology annotation, biological process: intracellular signal transduction. The record is from RefSeq and is a predicted model, not a curated record. Gene Ontology annotation, molecular function: protein binding. The coding region runs from base 516 to 2453 and encodes 645 amino acids. The transcript is spliced from 9 exons.
UGCUUUACAGUGGCAGUGAACCUGCCCUUGAAGAAAGCAUGCAGACAGACAAACUUUGUCGCAUAAUUUUCUGCAAUUAGAGCAAGAAAUAAAACAAAACAACAACAAAACACACACAAAAAAGACGUUCAUUGGUGUUGUCCAAAAUAAAUUCACUUCAAAAUUGUUUCUCUAUAAUCUGAUGAGGAUUUCCUUUACCUAUUUUUCUCUUGAACUGUGGUAACCAGAAGGUGCAGAUAAGAACCUGCCGUGCUUGCAGAAGCUGCCUUCCCUUUUUAAUCAACAAAUACAUCAGGUGUUUGUAUGUGAUAGAAAGGAGUUUGUUCGCUAAGUUCAUGUGCAGGUUUGACUGAUAAUGUUCCGUCCCUUGUGAAGGAUUUCCGAAAGAUUUAUUGGUCAGUCCACUCAAGAGGCAGAGCCGAAAAAAAGAACAAGACAGUUGAAUUUCUUUCAUUUUCCAUAUUUUGAUUACCACAAUUUCCUUUUACAGGACAGCAAAAAAUAAAAGAACAAAAAUGGCUACAACAGCGGCAAAUACCCAAAGACAAACAAUAGGCUCUGAGGAAUACAGUCUGUAUAGCAGCCUGAGUGAGGAUGAGCUGAUCAACAUGGCCAUCCAGCAGAGCCUGGGGGAGGAUUCAGUGGGCCAGGCAGUGGCCCAGGGCCACCCAAAGCCACUGGGAGGGGGUCCCAGCGAGGCUGCUGCCCCCAGCCGUGCCAGCAGCCACAACCCUCCAUACCACCUCUACCCUUGGCAAAGAUUGGCAGCCAGAGGCCAUGUUCAGCCACCCAGCGCAGGGGCAGCCUGGGGGGUCAGGCGAAGGUACGACGGCAGCCUCUGCAGCACAGCACAGCCCAUAGAACUUGACCCUGUGGUGGCAGCAAUCAGGGAUGGAGAUGAAAAAGAAAUAUGCAACAUGAUGAAAUCAGGAAAAGACCUUUCUGAACCUAAUAAAGAUGGCUGGUUACCCCUCCAUGAAGCUGCAUACUAUGGCCAAGUGGGUUGCCUGCGCCUGUUGCAAAAAGCGUACCCUGGCACAAUCGACCAGCGCACCCUCAAUGAGGAGACAGCUCUCUUCCUGGCCACCAGCCGGGGCAACCUGGACUGCUUGCUUGCCCUGCUGCAGGCUGGGGCUGAGCCUGACAUCUCCAACAAGGCCAGAGAAACUCCCCUCUACAAAGCCUGUGAGCGCAAGAAUGCAGAGGCUGCAAGACUCCUGGUACAGUACAAUGCUGAUACCAACCACCGUUGCAAUCGAGGAUGGACUGCUCUCCAUGAGGCUGUCUCCCGAAAUGACCUGGAGAUUAUGGAUAUCCUGGUGAAAGGGGGUGCCAAGAUCGAAUCUACAAACUCCUAUGGGAUCACUUCUUUAUUUGUGGCAGCUGAGAGUGGGCAGUUGGAAGCUCUGAGAUACCUGGCAAAAUGUGGUGCUGAUAUAAAUACUCAAGCCAGUGAUAGAGCCUCUGCUCUUUAUGAAGCCUGUAAAAAUGGACAUGUACAUAUUGUAGAGUUUCUUUUGUCCCAAGGAGCUGACGCUAACAAAGCCAAUAAGGAUGGCCUGCUACCUCUUCACAUAGCAGCCAAAAAGGGAAUUUGCGAGAUUGUCUCCAUGCUGAUCCCCGUGACCAGCCGCAUCCGUGUCAAGCGCAGUGGCAUCAGUCCCCUGCAUUUAGCAGCUGAACGCAACAAUGAUGACAUCUUGGAGGAGCUAAUUGAUGCUGGCUAUGAGGUGAACACCACCCUCUCCAAUGAACGGUCCUGCCUUUACGAGGACAGACGCACCACACCUCUCUAUUUUGCUGUUUUUAACAACAAUAUUUAUGCCACAGAGCUCCUGUUGCAAGCUGGAGCCAAUCCUAAUGUUGACCUCAUCAACCCGCUGCUCAUCUCCAUACGCCAUGGUUGCCUGAAGACAAUGAAACUGCUUCUCGACCAUGGAGCAAAUAUUGAUGCCUAUAUUUCAAGCCAUCCUACCACAUUUCCAGCUACUAUCAUGUUUUCAAUGAAGUACCUUUCUGUGCUGAAAUAUCUCCUGGAUCUUGGCUGCGAUGCAGUUUCCUGUUUUCAGUGCCAGUAUGGAAACUGCCCACACCCUGCAUUAAAUUACAGACGGGACAGAUUUAAUGAUCCUCAGCAGUCCAAAGAACCAACCAUAACACAGUUUUGUGACAUGGUGUCUACUCCAGAGAUAAGUCGCUGGGCUGGGCCAAUUAUUGAUGUUCUCCUGGAUUAUGUGGGUAAUGUCCAGCUCUGUUCCCGGCUCAAGGAGCACAUAGACAGCUAUGAAGACUGGGCUGUCAUUAAAGAAAAAGCAGAGCCUCCACGACCUCUUGCCCAUCUUUGCCGUGUCAAGGUACGAAGCUUGAUUGGAAGAAACCGCAUUAAACUUAUUGACACAUUGCCUCUUCCAUACAGACUGAUUCGAUACUUACAGCAUGAUUACACACAGUGACCUCAGGCAUGGUAGACUUGCGGCAGCUUCCCGGCAUGGCACUCAGAAACAUUGGCAUGACAGUGGCACACCAUGAAGAACUGCUGCUGGCUUGGUCAAGUGCCUUCCAAUGACAAAUCUACAAGAUAUAUGCUUCUGGAGCGAGAGUGAGAAGAAAAAGGAGGGGACAUUAACCAUUAGGUUUUACAGGAGGAAACACGUGUGAUCCACCUCAGAGUUUGGUCAGCAAAGAAAAAGAAGUGAAAGCCAAUGCUGAAAAAUGAGAAGUGCUGAAGCAAGUACCAGUGAGGGAUUUUGAGGUAUUCUGGGGUCUGGUGCAGCUUAGCAUCCUUGCUGUGAUCACAAUUCAGAAGCUGUUAAGAGUCAACAUAUUUGGGGAAACAACCACAUUUCAUUCACUGACUGAGAUUCUUAUUUUAGUUCCUACUCUGUGUUUUGGAUUUCUGUUCAGUGUGCCGGUUGCUAAUUCUGAUAGUUUGACACUGUCUUGCUAACAAUUUUACUUUCAUUUUUGGACCUUUCUCAGCUGAGUAGAGUACGUGAUUUUUGAACAUUCAAAGCUCAGAACUUUAAAUAUACUAAGAUGUUCAGAUUCCUUUAAAAGCCAAGGAGAGCUUUAUUGAAGGAGGUUGGAGGAAUUGUAUUUAUGCCCAGCAAAUACAGUUCAAAUUGUAUUACAUUUUCAAUAAGAAGGAGGUGAAAUUCUGCUUGAGAUAAUUUUCUAUAUUUUCUGAUUUUCUAUACUGGGGAUUUGAAAGCAACUCAUAUAUAGAUAUAUUUUCUUUUCUGUAAAUUAGAAGUAGUUGCACUGUAAACAGUAGCUAUGGUCUGUCAUGAAGCUGGUGUCUGAACAGAACAAAGCCCUAGAGGAGCACAGGCGGUGUUGAGGAAGAAAGGUAAGAUACAUGAGGAACAGCAACACUGCUACAUUAAUUUUCUCUAUUGUUCCACUAGAGGAUCUUGUCCCUAUGAAACUCAGCCUCUCUUAUUUCCUUGACUUCUGUGACUAUAACGAUACUAUGACUGGAAGAAGAAAGAGGUUAUCUCAAAAUGAUGAAACUCAGACUUUGAGAUUUAUGAAAACAAAUGCCCAGAAUUCAGCCUCAAAAUCUUUAUUCAGGUGCCCAAACAGUGCCAAGAUUCUUGUGCCAGGUGUAGUUACCUUGAAGCCAAUGGGACAACUCUGGUGUCAGAUAUUACUGAGGCAGAAUAAGUCUUAGAAUUUAGCCUUGAAUUUCCUGACUUUGGAAGUUAGAAAUAUCUAUUAGUUCCUUUGACACUGACAAAAGUUAUUAUCUCAGCUUCUUUGAAAAUUAGGUCACCUAUUUACAGCUCAGAUACACAACUGAUUUAUGGCAGCUUAACGAGUUGCCAUCUAUCAGCUGAACCACUAUAAUUGUCCGUGAAAUUCUUUUAUUGAAGUUUUUAACAAGUCACAUUCCCUCACAGCUGGGGAGGCUGAAGAGCCCAGAAAUGGUUAUUGGCAGUGACUACAGCUCACUUGACAGGUGUGACUUGCUGAACCACUGAAAUUUAAUGAAUGCCUCUGUCCUGAUCAGGCACCUAAGUAAGGAUGGAAGAGCCUAAUUUUGGAAUUAUGUCUUGGCAGAUCUUAUUCUAGAAACAUACUCAUUCGUACCGUAGGUGACAAAAGAGCUGUGAAGUAGGGAUUGUUUUGAUUCCCCACCAGAGACCUGACAGAUCUGCUUUUGUUUGUUGGCCUGCAUACUAUGGAAGCAGAUAGAAAUAUAAGUAGGGAAAAUGCACUGGACUGACUUUGUAUAGAGUUCUACAACUUAACACCAGACUAAAAGUGUGUUGCACACAUACAGGUCUAUCUGGGCACAGAAGUCCAGAUUCUGUGAUGGUUUUGUGUGAAAUGUGCUUAGCGCUCAUGGGAUAGGAUGUGAGUGGAAGCAGAAAUAAUCACAACUAAGGGCACUCUGUCCACAGCUGUCCUCUUCCCAAACGCAAAAGCAGUUGAAAAAACAACAGUUUCAAUUCACACUGAACUGUGAUCUUCUUGCAAAGCUUUAUAAAAUAAGAUGAGAUUCCUCCACUGUUGAAAUUCCAUCACUAGCAGGGUCUGCCCACUUGUCCUGCAGUGUGAACUCCACCACUCUUACAGGAGUGGGGUCUCU